Molecule: messenger RNA, 2999 nt
Organism: Dicrocoelium dendriticum
Lineage: Eukaryota; Metazoa; Platyhelminthes; Trematoda; Plagiorchiida; Dicrocoeliidae
Source: the annotation of a GenBank genome assembly
CUUUUGUAAUGCACAUUGUGAAUUAAUAUACCUACUUACCAUUUCAUACGGCUUGACUUAUUUAACACAAAUUAAUACCAGGUGUAAUCCGGAUCCACUCAACUUCCGUAGUCAGCAUUGAUCGAUAACGGCCGUAAGACAGCUGACGACGACGACGAUUAGUUCGGCCUUUACUUGCCUGACCUACAUGUGCUGUGAUGCCCAAAUCCUAUCGACACGAAGUGUUUGAUGAACGAGUUCCUAGCCGUCGUUACAACUACCCCGAUGAACCAUACAUUAUCUACGAUUCAGAAGAUGUUGUUGAACACAAGUAUAAAGGUGAACAUCGAAAUCAUCAGGUUUACGAUACUGAACACGUCAACUCCCGCCAUCUUGACCGCAAGAGAAAGCAUGAUGAUUUGUGGGUACCUGAGGAUAUACUUGAUGUGGACGACAUUCGAAGGAAGAAGAAACACAAAAAGCACUCCCGUAGUCACAGUAAAGAUAAGAAAAGUCACCGCUCGAAACACCGCAGUUCUGAAUGUGCUGACAUCGAGGCUUUCAAGUUCAAGUCUAGCCUACUUUCUGAACUCUCAAAAAAGCCGAACUUUAAAGAAAAAAUUAUGCAAAGCUCAAAACCAGUUGAUAAAACUGAUCACACCGUGUGUGACACCUACCCACUUGACGAAGUUCCCCUUCCACCAACCAACGAUGUGAAGCCAGUCGUGCCGCCUCAGGUUACUGAUCCCUGCAUCCCUUUGGAAGAAAUAUCGUUGCCUCCUGAACCUGAAGUGGCGAAGGAAGAUAGCUGCAGUGCAUCUCAUAAACAUGCUGUUUCCCCUGUUAAACAGGCAGUUGCCGUGGAACAAAUCGAUGAAGUGGCAAUGCAGACAUCUGCCUCCGAGCUUCCCGCCCAGUUACCUUCAAGCUCGACAAUUGACAGUUGCUCCAUUAAUCGUAAACCCUCCAUUGCAGAUUUACCUCUACCGCCUGGAUUCGACACGUCCAGUCUGAACGUCUUCAUGCCGAACGCUACACCGAAAAGCGUCGGUCAUUCAACGCCCUCUUCGAAACGGACCACUAAAUCCGAAAUAAGACAAAGACCAAAGAUUUGUGAACUACGAUCAAAAACACGCAACAACCGAACUUGGGGCGAGCGUUCGGUGACCGCAUUCGAUACAUUGGUUCAAGUCGGUGAGGGUACCUAUGGCCAUGUUUACAAAGCCCGCGACAAAAUUACAGGGGAGUUUAAAGCCCUAAAAAAAGUUCGCCUUGAGAAUGAACGGGAAGGCUUUCCUAUAACGGCUGUACGUGAGAUAAAGAUAUUGCGUCAGUUGAGACACCCUAACAUCAUCAACCUGUGCGAAAUUGUCACCGACAAAGACGAUCCGUCGGACUUUAAAAAAGAUCGAGGUGCUUUUUUCUUGGUCUUCGAUUAUAUGGAUCACGACUUAUAUGGUAUCCUUGAAUCGGGUGUUGCAACUUUCUCGGAGCAACAGAUUGCUUCUCUGAUGAAGCAGUUGCUUGAUGGUCUCAGCUACUGUCACGAGAAACAUUUUCUCCAUCGGGAUAUCAAAUGUUCUAACAUACUCAUAAACAAUCGUGGUCAGUUGAAAUUAGCAGAUUUUGGAUUGGCUCGGUUGUACGUUGCUGGUGAUAAGGAAAGACCUUACACGAAUAAGGUGAUUACGCUAUGGUACCGUCCACCGGAACUAUUACUUGGGGAAGAACGUUAUGGCCCAUUUGUCGAUAUCUGGUCCUGCGGUUGUAUCUUGGGUGAACUGUUUACUCGACGGCCCAUGUUCCAGGCAAAUGAAGAAAUCGAACAGCUUGAAGUUAUAUCACGUAUUUGCGGCCACCCGGAUCCGGCAGUUUGGCCUAACGUAGAAAAGCUACCAUUCUAUGCCACAUUCAAACCGAAACGUAUGUACCGACGCCGUCUUCGUGAGGAGUACCACGUUAUUCCCACAUUGGCUUUGGAUCUGUUGGACAAUAUGCUACAACUCGAUCCCCGUCGAAGGUGCACUGCUCGACAGGCCCUUGAGUCCCAUUGGCUCCGCAAAGUAGACCCAUCACGAAUUCAACCACCAAAGUUACCGAUAGACCAGGAUUGCCACGAAAUGUGGAGCAAGAAGCGACGUCGGAUGUUACGACAGGAACAAGAAUUGAAAGCCCGAGGUGGAACUGUAGAAUCGAAGUCAAUAUCUUCUGCAAAACCUCCAGCUUCCUCUGGUCCAUCCCAAGAGAAUGAAUCAAACGCACUAAGAUCUUCCAAUGAUUUGAAAAUCACAGACUCGCAUAUUGGCUCAAUAAACCGCUUGCAACCUGGAGUACCUAAGCCUUCUUCCUCUGUUACAAAUUCCUCGACUUCAAGGAGUUCAGCCACUACCGUGCAACCGGGGCAGACAAAUGAUGCAUCUUUGUCGUCGAUAGAUAACCAAGACCUGGAGACACAGCUACAGGCUCUCUUAACAGAUCUUGCUGAUUCUGGAGUAGAGCAUGUGAAGGAUUCCAUUAUUAACGCGCUCAAGACUAAUCCUGCUAUUCUAGAGGGUAUGCAGAAUCUUCUGGGACCAAUAGAUCCCACUGAAAACGCCUCUAAAGUUUUGUCCUAUGUGUUUACUCUCCUUUCUGAAUUCGCCAACCGCGGUAACUCCUCAUUCACUGCUGAUACUAUCAUACAAACUGCUUCCCGCGUCAUUUCCGAUCCUGGUCGUCAAGCCCAGCAGAAAUCUGGCCAGCACCGCGGUUCUCUCGGUGGAUCCAGAACACAUCAGCCUUGGAAUCCCCCAAGACAGUAGCACUCGACUUCACGCAUGUACAAAAGAAUUGCCCUGCUCUCCUGUUCACAGUGGGUUGUACUCUUCUCAACCCCAUUAUCCUGUACAUACGCAUCAGAAUUGUGAUAGAGUUUGUUAAAAUAAUUUUUUAUUGCCCAUGCAGUUUGUCAUUGGAUAUUUCUGUUAUCGAUGGGCCCGCUACUUACAGUCGUGGUGAUUAAAACUACUUUCAUUGUCAUC